AUGACCAGCUUACCAGAGCUCCCUCUCGAGAUUCUGCUUCAAAUAUGCGCACUGAGCAAAGAAAAAUCCUACGUCUCCACAGUGUACAUCGACCUCUCAAAAUCUACGCCUGCUGAAAGCAAGGACAGGCUGAGCUCUCUUUCCAAUGGGGACGCCCCCGCAAUCGCUCGUGCUGCGAAAUGCCUCAUGAUCAACACGAUAGUAGCAACGAAUGGCGCGGAUGUGGUAGAUGCGCUCCGUGAGGCCCUAAACAACUUCCAAGGUCUCGAAGCCGUCAUUUGGCAUAUGGGAGAGCAGGAUCUUGACGAAAUCGUCCUCAAGGCGCUUAUCACCCUUCCAAAGCUUCGAGAGCUCAGCCUCAGGACCUCAUCUGCCCAGAUCGCCGUCCCGCUCGACGCAUUCUCUCACCUGCAGCAUCUUGAUAUCGCCGACGACACAGAAAAUUUCUCGCCUGAUUCUCCCCAAGGAGGGACGUUCGAGAGUCUUGGGGAGCUCAUCGCCAAGACAUCGGAGUUGUCGAGCGUUCGCGUCAAGAGGACUGGAUAUGGCUACGAAUCAGAAGGCGUAAAUGCUGCAGCCAGCCUCCAUCAGCUGUUUUCGCGCUGCUCACCAGAAGAACCUCGCGUGCUCCAGAGGCUCGCUCUACAUUCCAUGCUCGUAAGGAUAAACGCCCGAACGGCACCGCAUUUGCGCCAUCUCGUAUCUCUGGAGCUUACUAACAUUUGGGAACCACGCCGUUCAGCACCGACGUCCUAUUCCCCAUUUGCCUGGCACCCAAACAAAUUCUUGAACUCACUCAACGUCGAAAACGACCCGGAUUCUGCCAUCAAGAAGGUCGGAUCCACGCUCGAGGAAAUUUGGACCGCCAUCCUGGCCAUGGACCUCAAGCUCGAAGAAAUCGUUGUUGAUACUGUCUGUCCCGCACUCCUGAAGUACCUCGAGAGCUACUCCGGCUUGAAGAAGCUCGUCCUCCGACGUAUCAGCUCGCAAACAGCAGAGGCAUCCGACGAACUAGCUACCUCGUUCUACGGCGGACCGCUCAGAAGCCACGCGGACACGCUCGAGACUUUACUCAUUUCAGCAAUGUUCAACGGCCUCUGGUGCUUCGGCGAGCACAACUCCGAUGCCCUCACGGAGCUCAAGUCGCUAAAAGUCUUCGGGAUGUCACUUUCGCCCCGUUGGCCGGCACCUGGAAAGUACACCAACCAAGACGUUAUCGUGAUGGAGUUCCUCGAGUUCGCCACGACCUCUUUCCCGAAACUCCAGAUCCUCAAAGUAUCCUUCGGUCGCCCGGAGGAAUUGCGCACGAAUAUGUUCGCCGCGGGGGACCCCCGCCAGUUCCUUGCUGUCCAGCGGGCCAUCGCGCAUGGGAUCGGGGAGUUCGAGGAGCAGCACUUGAGCUCGCCGCCCACGACGAACCUUCCGCUAGAGAUACACUUUGUGAAGAAGUGUUGGCGUCCGGAGUACCUGUGCAGGGAAACUGAUAGCAGUGGGGUAGGAGGCUGGUGUUUGCAGGAGACGAUAUUAGAUUCCGAGAAGUACUUGUAG
Molecule: messenger RNA, 1548 nt
Organism: Cyclocybe aegerita
Lineage: Eukaryota; Fungi; Basidiomycota; Agaricomycetes; Agaricales; Hemipholiotaceae
Source: the annotation of a GenBank genome assembly